This is a messenger RNA of Letharia columbiana, 2328 nucleotides long. RefSeq lists its product as uncharacterized. The record is from RefSeq and is a predicted model, not a curated record. Lineage: Eukaryota; Fungi; Ascomycota; Lecanoromycetes; Lecanorales; Parmeliaceae. Gene Ontology annotation, molecular function: transmembrane transporter activity. Bases 1 to 2328 code for a protein of 775 amino acids. Gene Ontology annotation, cellular component: plasma membrane. Gene Ontology annotation, biological process: transmembrane transport. The transcript has 2 exons.
AUGUUUUCUGAAUAUGCCAGCCGGUUUCUUGCUCAGUCACAGUCCAGAGUUGGCUUGGGCCUGCCAGAAGAACCACCCAGAAAUCCCCUACAAAGGCAACGGCGUCCAGAGCAGGGCUCUUCAAGGUUUCCUUCUUCAAGAUCUUACCUUCAACGGCCCACCUUAGGCAACCCCUACCAAGCCAGCGCAUCUCAGUUUUCGCAGUUUCCGUUCGCUUCACGUGCCGCUGCACCUAACGCCCCACUCUUCUACAGCGCUACAGAUCAGUUCAGAGAGGAAGAUGACGAAGAAGAGCACGAAAGAGAAGUAGCCGACUUCUACGCACUGCAAAAAUCGAGACGACAAUUCGGCGGAAGCCGCCUGGAGGAGUCUUCCGAGGCCGAGGAUGAUGGGAGCAGGGUUUCGGGGCUAGAAGAAAGCGGUGACGGUAGAGCUACCGAAGAUCGGGGGUAUGGCAGAGGUGGGGGUAUCAAGAGCUCGUGGACGGGCGAUAGGGCGCGAGGACGUGGUAAAGGAGUGGAUACGGUGAAGAUAGACCAGGAUGACGGGAUUCGUCUUGCAAGAGUAGAGAGUGAGGAAAGCAGCAUUGGCAAAGGUAAGAUGGUAGAUGUUGGACUUGAGAGCGCGACCCGAAGCAGUACGGAUGGUCUGGACGGGGACGAUCCUCCAGACGACCUAGCUAUUGAGAUCCCACAGGACGAUGACCCCCCAUCGAUACAACAAUUUCGAAAAGCGCCAAUAACACCAUUUAAUCCAGCAUUACCUUUCUUACCCCAAGAGACGAGCCCUAACGAUACUUACGGCAGACCUCGUCCACCAGAGUCAGACUCAUCUUCAACCCCACCUACUGUCUCUUACCCUGUGGAGGAGCCCCCUCGGCAUGAUGCUUUCUGGGGUUCGUUGUACCUCAUUUCGCUGGCAGCUUUGUUCGCAAGCUUUCUGCUCGUCUACCUGCACACUGCGGCGCCAUCUCUCAAGCAUCCCUUGGGCGAUACCGUCUACACGACACUGCAUGCAUCCUACCACUUACUGGCGAUUGACACUUUGGUGGCAGUGAUCGUUUCCUUACUCUGGUUAGCAGUCCUACGAUCCUAUGUUCGACCACUGGUCUACAUGAUUCUUGUGGUUGUUCCUGUGAUACUCUUCUCGUUCUUCCUCUACCCGCUCAUCGCCAGCUAUAGAGGGCAGUACCACGGGGCCAGCAUACAGGACAAGGCAAUGCGCUGGUUCGCCUUCAUACCUGGAGUUCUAGCCCUCGUGUGGGCGGUCUCGGUCUAUAAAGGUCGUCAUUCAAUGGGCAAAGCAAUCAGUAUCCUCGAAUUCUGCUGCAGGAUCCUUGCUGCCAACCCUGGCCUCCUUGUAGUUGGCUUCGCAACCCUCAUCUGCGUCAUAAUAUGGUCAUGGUUAUGGAUGGCGAUGUUCACGCGUGUGUUUCUUGGCGGCCACCUCUCGAAUGCCAAAGCUUUCUUCAUUAUCGACGCCAGCACCUGGUGGCUCGGCGCGUUCUUCGUGCUCGUUUAUCUGUGGACCCUCGGUGUUCUCUCCGGCAUCCAGCGUGCUACAACUGCGGCGACAGUAUCCCAAUGGUACUUCCAUCGCCUUAGCAUCCCAGCGCCCACCUCCCGAGAGGUCAUUAAUGCAGCCUUCUCUCACGCCACUACAACCCUAUUCGGCAGUAUCUGCCUCUCCACGCUCCUCACGCUUGGCAUCCGCCUCCCAUUCCUAAUCCUCCCUCGCCGCGUACUCGCUCUCGUAGGAAUAUGCUCCUACACCGUCAUCCCUUCCUCAAUCGCUACUCUCACCAACCCGUUAACCCUCACCUACAGUGCAAUCCACUCGCAAUCACUCACCACCUCCUCAAGGGCUCUCGCUCGCUUGUCAUUCCUCGCUUCCAAUGCUCCUCAAUCGGCCAAUUUCCGCGCUCGCAAUUCGAUACCCCGCACACCGCUACAUUCGUACACCCUAUCGCUCCUCCUCCUCCGCGCAACACGCCUCAUCACAUCCCUCGCCCUCGGCUUUGGAGGCUGGGUCAGCACAGCGCGCUCUCUCACUCUUACCAAUGCUGAAGGUGCUCCGGGAUCUACCAUCAAAGGCAGUCUCUACGCCUACGUGGUAGGACUGAUAGCAGCGGCGAUAGGCUGGGGAAUCCUCGGCGCUAUGGACGGAGUAGUGGCAGGGGUAGUGGACGCGGUGGUUGUCUGUUGGGGAAGCGAGGUAGGCAGAGGGCAGGGAGAAGUCAGGUAUUGUAGAGAAGCGGAAUGGUUGUUUGGAGAUGAUCCGGCAGGGGCGGAUGAAGAGGCCGAAGGUUUCCUAGGAGGGAGAAGGUGA